AUGGGGAAAUCAAUGAGAUCAAAGAGGGAGAAGAGGUUGAGGGCUAUUAGGAGAGAGAUUGUUCAACCUUUCUAUGACGAGAAAGAAGCCGCUAAACUUUCUGCACAAGAAGCUGCUCUUGCCGCACCCAAACUUCAAGUUCCCGUCAGACCAAACACUACCAUGGAAAUUUCCACUUCCACUGUUGACAACACUAACACCAUGGACAUGGAUAUGACUGAUGAAAAUAAGAGCAAGGUUUCCUUGAAGCCUUCUGGUAGAAUAGGGAAGAAAUUGAAGAAGAAAUUUAAAAUGGCUAAAGGAAGAAUAUGGCUUCUGAAACAAUUAAGCAGAAGUUGGUUUUUACUGGAAGUGAAGAAGGAAAACUUAUAG
Lathyrus sativus (Indian pea) is the source of this 372-nucleotide messenger RNA. Lineage: Eukaryota; Viridiplantae; Streptophyta; Magnoliopsida; Fabales; Fabaceae. The record is from the annotation of a GenBank genome assembly.